AUGGAUAUGAGUUCUUUGGGCCGCUUGAAAGAAGAGGUCGGAUGGCAUGGUAUUUCCGGCCUGUUCAGCACCGAGGCAACGCUAUGGAUGCUAGGAUAUUACCUUUUCAGUCUUGUGCUCCAGACUAUCUUACCGGGGCAAGAGGUUCAGGGCGUGGAGUUGGCAUCGGGAGGAAGGCUAGACUACAAGUUCAAUGCUUUUCCUUCCGCUCUCAUUGUACUUGGAGCAGCAGGCAUUGGGACCAUGCUGCAAGGGGCUGACUUUGCUCUGUGGACUUUUAUAUGGGACAAUUACGUACGACUCAUUACCGCCAAUCUAGGCGUUGCCUUCGCCGUCGCUACCUUCGUCUAUGUGCGAAGCUACCAGGUCCAAAAAGGCAACCAGGAUAAGCGCGAAUUGUCGCUUGGUGGACACACUGGCAACAUAAUCUAUGAUUGGUUUAUGGGACGAGAGCUUAACCCCCGUGUGAACCUACCGCUGUUCGGGUCCAUUGAUGUCAAGAUCUUUUGCGAACUUCGACCUGGCUUGCUCGGAUGGCUUCUCCUCGACUUGGCUUUCAUAGCACAUCAAUACAAAGCUUAUGGUAAAAUUACAGACAGCAUCGUUUUCAUUACCCUGUUUCAAGGAUUGUAUGUGAUCGAUGCGCUGUAUUACGAGACCUCCAUCCUAAGCACCAUCGACGUGAUCACAGACGGAUUUGGCUUUAUGUUGGCCUUUGGUGAUGUGGUAUGGCUACCAUUCACAUACUCUUUGCAGACACGAUACCUUGCUGUCUACCCCCUCGACAUGGGGAUCCCAGGUACAGCCGGAUGUAUAGCCGUGGUCGGAUUUGGCUACUGGAUCUUCCGUAGUGCGAAUAAUGAAAAGGCUCGCUUCCGAGAGAAUCCAAAAGACCCAAGGAUAGCACACCUCAAAUACAUCCAGACCAAGACUGGUAGCAAACUGCUCACGUCUGGAUGGUGGGGAACUGCUCGACACAUCAAUUAUCUGGGCGACUGGAUCAUGGGAUGGUCGUACUGUCUACCCACUGGGAUUGCAGGAUACUAUAUUGAGCGCUCACAACUCGCUGCUGCCACUAAUUUCGAUCCGGACGUCGUGCAAGGGAAGGCGAAAGGCUGGGGUAUGAUCUUCACGUAUUUCUACAUCCUGUACUUUGCAAUCUUGCUCAUUCAUCGCGAGAGGAGGGAUGAUGAGAAGUGUGCAAGGAAGUACGGCAAGGAUUGGGAGGAGUACAAGAAGCAAAGAAUUGCCCAAGAAAUUGAAGUGGUUGAAGAUGAAUGA
This is a messenger RNA of Bacidia gigantensis, 1281 nucleotides long. RefSeq lists its product as uncharacterized. Gene Ontology annotation, biological process: ergosterol biosynthetic process. The record is from RefSeq and is a predicted model, not a curated record. Gene Ontology annotation, cellular component: endoplasmic reticulum membrane. The transcript is spliced from 4 exons. Gene Ontology annotation, molecular function: Delta14-sterol reductase activity. The coding region runs from base 1 to 1281 and encodes 426 amino acids. NCBI's taxonomy places the organism in Eukaryota, Fungi, Ascomycota, Lecanoromycetes, Lecanorales, Ramalinaceae.